UCGCUGCUAGCGGCUAACCUAGCUCCUGUGUGGUCAUCUGGGACCUGGUUUCUUCUUGGCGGCUCCCUGCACAAACGAGAACAUGCUGUUGUAGAGCAAGAACUAUUUGCACAAGGCGUGGUGUAGUUUACCCAUGCGAGCCAUAUAAGCUAUUGGGCUGACGAGCGGGAGCAUUUAUUUUAGUGAAAUGCUGUGGACAUGAUGACCAUCGGCGUUACUGCUAACGUGGCUAGUUAGCCUAGUCGGCUAGGUAGCUGGGCCGUAAGCUGCGGAUGAAACACGGCAGCGGGAAGCGGAGCCAGUUCACGUUAGCUAGCUGGUGGACUCGCGUUACCACUUCCCCCCCCAGCGUCCUUAGACCAGCGCUAACGUCGCCCACGUCGGACCCGAGGCGACCAUUCGCUUUGCACUUAGUGAGCGUGGCUAACGGAAUCGUAUUUAUCGCGCUAACACAGUAGGUUGGUUGCUCACAGUAGCGCCUCGUCUCCUCGUAGCAGACUUGCAGGUCGGUAGCUAGCUGGCAGUCACCGGGCAUUGUGCGCCAUGUAGCCGUGGCGUGCUAACCAUCCAGCGGGGACGUUUGAGGCUGGUCGUAACGUUACAGGCAACGUUUGAGCGGACCAGUUGUGGCUGAUCUCACGCAGUCGUGGUAUGGAAGAUGGUAAAGAGAGCGUGGUUGUGAGUAAGAGACUGGCUUAGUUCGCUUUCCACACAGGAGUCGUAGACGACGGGGCCUCGUAGAUUGCAGCGAGUUUGGGACAUUUCAUCUGAUUUGAUGAUGCUUGUUCAAAGCAUGUAAAGUUGGCGAAGUUUGGAGAGCAACGAUGUGACGCCACUGAGCUGGUUAGCCAUUUUGAGUUCACGAGUCGGUGGCGGGCAGCGUUAGCCAGCAACAUGAACAAUUCAGGAGGGUUUGCACAAGAAAAGAUGGAACUGGAUCUGGAAAUCUCAUCUUCUCUAUCUCAGACCGAGGGACUCUUGAGACGAUCCAACAGUGCACCCAUGAUAAAUGGCUUAAGUGAUAACUCCCAAGUGUUCCAGAGAGAGGUCCUGCGUAGCCGGAGAAAUAGCACUACAGUUGUCAACAGGCCAAACAUGGUCCCUUCUUCACCCAUCCGCGUCCCCAGCACCAGGCUUCAUCAGAUAAAACAAGAGGAGGGUGUAGAUGUGAUGAACAGAGAAACUGCUCAUGAGCGGGAGAUUCAAGCUGCUAUGCAAAUGAGCCAGUCCUGGGAAGAAAGUCUCAGCCUGAGUGACAAUGAUUUGGAGAAGUCGGCGUCUUCGUCUCCGAAGCGCAUCGACUUUGUUCCCGUGUCGCCCGCGCCUUCUCCAACCAGAGGGAUCGGAAAAAAGCAGUGUUUCUCUCCAUCGCUACAAAUCCUUGUGAGCAGCAAUGGGCUGACGCCCAGCCCAGUGCCCAGUCCAACGCGGCGCUUCAGCCGGCGCAGUCAAAGCCCAAUCAACUGCAUCCGAGCCAGCAUACUUGGGCCAAUGAAGCGCAAAGGUGAGAUGGAGACGGAGAGUCAGCCCAAGAGGCUCUUCCAGGGCACCACCACCAUGCUCUCCUCUGACGUCUCCAACCUGUUGGAGCUCAGUUCCUGUGAAAGUAUUGAAGCCUGCCGUCUUGCUGAACUAGCCCCUUUUCCUUUCAGCCACUCUCCAGAAAUGCUGGAUGGCAGUCUCAGCAGCGUUGGAUCCUCCACGGACUCGCCAGGCAAAAUGGAGGGAGUGUCUCCUUCCUCGUCCAGCAAUUCGCCCUUCGCGUCCCUCCAGGAUCUGUCCCCAAAGUGAGCACGGCUUCGCGAGAGACUGGAAGAAGAAGAAGAAAAAGCCUCUCUCUGGGGAGCAACGUUUCCCUCGCGGACCCUCGCAUCUCACCAUCGUCUAGAUUUAGUAGACAUUUCCCAUGUUUAUGUCCGCGCGGCUGUUUUCAUGACUCCAUUUUGGAGGGUCUAGGUGCGUUUUUGAAUUAAGGGAAAGAAAGCCAUGGAUACGUUUGAGUGUGGACGACGUAAACCUAGCGUUAGUAGAAAUGACUGAAGACACUGAGCACCAGCUGCUAGUAGAGGAUCUUGGAUUGGUGCUUGGCUUCAUAGUGUUCAUAAGUGGCUCUGCUUUUGUCAGACCAGUUCCCCCUCACUGGAGAGAGACAAUGAGCAAUGGACAUAACAAAGGCAAUUUGGAUGUGUACAUUUCCCCUGUUUUUGUGCUGGAAACGUUAGUCCACAGGCCCUUUUGUAUGUACAGUCUGCAGAUUUUGUAAGAAAAUAUUUAACUUAUUGUUUUCCUGCUUUUGUUUCUAAUUAUGUACAUAUUAACCGUGUCAGAUGUUGUACAUAGUUUAAAGUUUGACUGGCUGUGAGGUGAAUGUGUGCACAGGUCUUACACGGCAGAUGUUGUCUUUGUAAAGGAUCAAACUACUUUGGGGGAUUUCCUUACUGUUAAACUGUAUAGAAGUUGUGUUUUCUUCAUAUUUUUACAAUAUGGGCGAUUAAUUGUGGGGAUUGUUUGUCAGAUUGGCUUCCAUAACCCCCUUUCCUCAUGACUUUUAAUUGCCGAGUAUGAUCAACUCAUGCACCUGUGGAUGAAAAAACAAAAGAUGGUCGUCACUGUUGUGCUCUGAACACUAAAGGUUCCUCUGUAUCCUGUGUUUUUGUCAGGUUUUGUAGAUAAGCGGAGUAUAGACAAUAUUUUCUUUCUACUGGGGAAAUGUUCUUAUUUAUGAAGAGAAAAAAAACAAUUUAUUAUAAGAAUCGGCCGGCGAGAGGUUUCUAACCAUUUGUGUUGUCGUUUACAGCUAAUCAGCACAAACUAAAUGGCACCGUCACAUUGUGAGUUAGAGACUGCUGUGGUUACUUUUAUUCAAAUAGCUUUUUGCACAGGAUAUGCAAUCCUGUGACGUUUCCGCCCGUGUGUACUGUGUAAGCAGGGCAGAAGUGAAACUUGACUCGGAUAACAUGAUCCAAGAAUGCAGUAACGCCUGUACUGUGGUUUUUUGUUUUUGCACCUACAUUUGCUUCCAACUGUCAAGGCCCAGUGUCCAUAUCAUCUGGUUUUUAAACAUAUGAACCCUUUCAUGGCUCUACUGUAGCCUUUAAUGUGUUAAAAAAAAAAAAGUGUGCCCUUUUAAAGUGUUUUUGCUGCUGUUUUUGUUUUUUAACUUGAGUUUUUCCCUUGAUACAAAUCAGAAAAUGUGUAUAUUGACAAGCCCUGCUGUCAAGAUAUUUGAUAUUUUUCUGGCAUGAAUUCAGCAAAUAAAACCGUGAACUGCAAUGGAAAUGCUGUAAUCUGCCACGCUGGCUCACAACUUGUCUUUGCUUGUGUCCUUUUGUGACUGUCGCGGCCGUCAGGACUAAAUAAAUUA
Messenger RNA from Cyclopterus lumpus (lumpfish), 3364 nucleotides. It is a transcript of the gene fam122b, whose product is annotated as family with sequence similarity 122B. The record is from RefSeq and is a predicted model, not a curated record. The transcript is spliced from 10 exons. Gene Ontology annotation, molecular function: protein serine/threonine phosphatase inhibitor activity. Bases 895 to 1791 code for a protein of 298 amino acids. NCBI's taxonomy places the organism in Eukaryota, Metazoa, Chordata, Actinopteri, Perciformes, Cyclopteridae.